UUGUCUGUAAAGAUAGUUAUGUCUGUAUAGCCUUAAAGUCCUUCCAAGUUGUUAUAACAUUCACCGAAGAAGAAACUCAGCCCUUGAAAAGCUAUUUAAGUUGUGUUUGUAACGCUAGCUUGUUAAAGUGUCGCUGCUAUCAAUAGAAACAUAAUGUCAGUAAAAUCUGUGUUAUAAGGAGUGUGGGAUGGAUCGAUACAACGAGCUCAAGCUUCUGCUGAAAAACUGGGAGCAGGGAUUCGUCUCACAACAUCAGAGGAAACCGAACAAGGAGGAUAUUGAUCAAGCUUCAGACGACACAAGGAAACUAUACAAAGAGUACCGUGGUUUGAAACAAGCCAAAGAAAACCACAGCAGUGAUGCAUCUGGUCGACAUGCUGAACAGUCCACAUCUACAGCGAAGGUCAACACAGCCGAGAAGGAAACAGACUGUUGGGGCUCCCAUUUGAACCGAAGUACACUUCCUGCAUCUUCUCCCAAACUGACGACCCAGGACAGAGACAGCCUGAAGGCCUCCGCCCAAUACUAUGGUCUAAAGCUUAAAAGCAACCUGGCUACACUCGGCAAGGAGAGACCGAUCUCACUGAAGAAAUCAUCUGUUCCUGGUCGGGUACCUUUCAACUCCUUGAAAGAUGGAAGACCUGGAAGCACAAAUAGCCCUGUUGCUGCUGUCACUGCAAAAACAAAAACAGCUCCUGCAGUCCCUGAAUUUAACCCUUUCUCACCAAGAGGGGGACAGUUUUGCCGACAGCCCCCGGAUUCACCGACCCAACGUCCAGUGGAGCCUGAAGAUCGGUUUAAACCAUUUGAACCUUUUAAGGAGCCUUGUGAAGAGCUUUCAAGUGCUGCCAGUAGUUGCAGUAGCAAUAUUGAUAGCAAGAGUGGAACAUCUAAAGUUGUUAGUCCACAAAAUGGAAUCGUCUCCAGCGUCUCAUCUCCAGCCAGAUCUUCUGCUCUGUCGUUGUCGUUUUCUCCUCGUUGUAGUGUAAAAACUUCAACAGGAGAUGUUGUAACUACUGGACAUGUAAAUGAAGGUCUGGGAGCCGUAGAAGACAAAACAGAGAGUUUUGAAGCAGUACAAACUCCACAUAAGGGUUUUGGUCCUUUAAAUGGCUUGAGGGGAAGCCCACAGAUUCCCAGGGGUUUCAGAGGAGGGAUGGGAGGAAGGCCCUCUCCUGCCAGCAGAUUUGGUUCUGUCGAUAGAAAUUGGUUGGAGAGGUGUCAGGUGUUUGGAGAGAUGGGGGCCGACGAGAGGCCUGGGGCUGGCAACCAGGAGAUAAACCUGGAGACAAAAGGAGAGAAAGAAAGGGGAGGUGAAAUGGAAGGAAAGAAGCAAGGAGACGAAACAGUUGGCAAAGUGGAAAUAGAUGCAGCGGGAGAGAGACGAGAGGCAACAGACUCAGAAAGAGAUGGAGGGGUUAAAAGCGUUCCCGGUGACAACGGGGUUAGUGAAGGUGCACUGAAGAAGGCUCCGCAUCACGGUGAAAAAAUCAAAGGAGAAGGAAAACCGAAAAGGACAGGAAGUGAACAGAUUGAAGGAGGAGUGACGGCACCUUUGACACCAGAGGACGACCGUGCGAGUGGUCACGAGUCUAAAGUCACAAAGAAGAGAGGGAGAAAAAGGCAGCGAGAGGGUGAGGACAUUGAGGGAGAGACUACAGAGGAGGGAGGAGUGAAGAAGAGGCGCAAGAAUGGCAAAAAGAAAGAGGAAGGCUCUGAUGUACCAGCACCAGAAGGAGGGAAGAAAAAGAGAGGUAAGAAGAAGAAAGAUGAGGAGGAAGAGACGGAGAAAGAGAAAACAACCAGUGUACCAAAAAAGGCUCCUCAGGAGAACUUGGUAGGAGAAAUGCUGGAUGAAUAUGAGGCCAAGAAGAUGUAUCACAAUCGGCCUGUCAAAGCAAAAAGCACCAAAGUGCCAGAGGGAAACUUUGUGAAGAUUAACCUGAAGAAGAAAUCUCAUGUCAAAGGAUACGCUCUCAGAGGUCUGGGUCUACGUAAACAGCUGUACAUACAGAAGUUCCAGCUGAAAGGCGAGCGUUUUGGUGGAGGUGGUGGAUUCUUUGGGAGAGGAGGGCGAGGUGGAUUCAGAGGCGGCUUCAGAGGCGGCUUCAAUCGUCAAGGUGACACCUGUUACAAGUGUGGAGGGACCGGACACUGGGCCAUGGACUGCAAGGGACCAGCCCCUCCCCCUCCUGUUUCCGAGGACACGCCGGCUGAAGAGGAGCCGUUCGAGCUGCCUACGCUGGAGGAGGUUGCUAGGGCAACAGGGACGCUGCAACCUCAGCCACUGGCUGCAUCUUCAAAUGUCAAAGAGGAGCAGCAGUGCCCAGAAAAAGAAGGUGACGGUGACCCAAAGGACGAGGUCCUGCUGAAUGUGAUUCGCCCCGACUACGAGCGCCCGGCUGCUCCACCACCAGUGGAACCUCUCUAUCAGCUCGGAGAGGACGGAAAAGUCCAGGAAACACCUGCUGAGGUGCACGCAGCUCUGAAGGAACUUGGGUAUGGGUCCUUUAGGGCAGGACAAGAGGAAGCCAUCAUGAGAAUCCUGUCUGGUCUCUCUACCCUCGUUGUCUUGUCUACAGGGAUGGGUAAAUCCUUGUGUUAUCAGCUCCCGGCCUACAUGUACGCUCAGCGAUCACAGAGCAUCACUUUGGUCAUCUCACCGCUGGUCUCACUCAUGGAUGACCAGCUGUCUGGCCUGCCAGGCAAUCUGAAGGCAGCCUGUAUCCACUCCAACAUGACCAUGAAGCAGAGAGAAGCUGCGAUUGAAAAGGUGAAGUCAGGCCAGGUGUGUGUGUUGCUCCUCUCUCCGGAGGCUCUGGUUGGUGGAGGCGGUUCGGGUUCAGGAUGUCUGCCCUCAGCUCAGGAGCUCCCCCCUGUGGCCUUCGCCUGCAUAGACGAGGCUCAUUGUGUCUCAGAGUGGUCUCACAACUUCAGACCCUGCUACCUACGACUCUGUAAGGUGCUGAGGGAGCGUCUGGGAGUGAAGUGCUUGCUGGGACUCACUGCCACAGCCACCAUGUCCACUGCUCUGGACAUUGCACGUCAUCUCGACAUCACAGAUCGCGAGGGCAUCGCAGUCCGAUCUGCAGCUGUGCCUCCUAACCUCUGUCUGUCCGUGUCCAUGGACAGAGAAAAAGAUCAGGCUUUAGUUUCCUUGUUGAAAGGGGAUCGCUUUGGUUGUCUGGACUCCAUCAUUGUCUACUGCACCAGACGAGAGGAGACCACCCGUGUGUCUGCGCUGCUCAGGACCUGCCUGCAGGGGGUGCUGUUAAAAGAAAACAAAUUCAGAAACAGCAACAGCAGUCAGGCACAAGAUAACCCUGUAGCACAGAAAAAGAAAGAUCUGGCAAGAAAGAAGAUCCGGAAACCCUUGAAAUGGCAGGCGGAGUCGUACCACGCGGGCUUGUCGGCAUCUGAGCGCCGUCGCGUGCAGAACAAUUUCAUGUGCGGCGAGCUCAGGCUCGUGGUGGCCACGGUGGCGUUCGGAAUGGGCCUCGAUAAAUCGGACGUCCGUGGUAUCGUCCACUACAACAUGCCAAAGAGCUUUGAAAGCUAUGUUCAGGAGAUUGGAAGGGCAGGAAGAGAUGGAGAACCAGCACACUGUCACCUCUUUCUGAAUCCGGAGGGGGGAGACCUCCACGAGCUGCGUCGUCAUAUCUAUGCAGACACAGUGGACUACUAUACAGUCAAGAAACUGGUCCAGAAAGUCUUCCCUCCAUGCAAAUGUAAACAGAUACACCAGAGACAGCAGGCGCUCGUCAGGGACAUCGAGGACUCGGAGCUGCUGGAACUGAUGGAUGUGUGUGAUCAGGAGGGCAGCAUCAACCCUCCCACUCAGCAGACGUCAGCACUGCCUGCUGCACAGGAGAUGCCACAUCCUGAAACAACAGAGAAUGGAGCUGAAGGACAGAAUGAGGAGAAAGAAGAAGAGGCUGUUAAACACCAAGAAGCUGAUGGUUCCAUUAAGGAUGUUGAGGUGAAAGGGGGCGAGGAUUUGCUGAAGGAGCAGGAAGAAGAAGGCAGCGAUUGGCCAUCAGAGCGAGUAUGCCACACGCAUGAGAGAGCGAUACCCAUCGAUGAAACAGUCGAAGCUCUGGACAUCACAGAGGAAGGUGUAGAAACUCUGCUCUGCUACCUGGAGCUUCAUCCCCAGCGCUUCGUUGAACUCCUCCACCCCACACUGUCUGUGUGUAAAAUCAGCUGUUACGGGGGACCAAAGCAGCUCCAGAGAAUCACCAAAUUUUGCCCUCCGGUUGCUGUGGUGUUGGCCAGAAUGCGGAUGGCAGGCGAGCGAGUGGAGUCCUGUGAUCAGCUGGAGUUUGAUGUGGUGGAGGUUUCUGACACGAUGGGCUGGCAGCUCUCUCUGGUGAAAAGAGGACUCAGGCAGCUGCAGUGGAGCACUGGCAAAGCCGGUGGACGUAGCGGUGUCCAAGUGGAGUUCUCCUCCAUCUCUUUCUACUUCCGUUCCUAUGGCGACCUCGGGGAUGAUGAGAUGGACAAAGUCUGUCAGUUUCUACACGAUCGAGUUCAGAACCAAGAGAGGACUCAGCUCUACCAGCUGUCUACCAGCUUCAACGCCUUUAAGAGUGUUGCAUACCACAGCGUAUCGUCCUGCAUUGAUGAUCUAGAAGAGAGCCGCAGCGUGGACCUGAAGAAACUUCUCUCUGAAUACUUUGAAAAGAGGCGAGAGCGAGGCCAGGCGCUCGCACCGGUGGACACCGGGGAGCUGGACAAAUACAAAUUGUUGGACUGGGAGAAUCAGAUCAGAGCCGACAUCAGAAGUUUUCUUUCCCACCGAAGUGAUGAGAAGUUCUCGGGAAGAGCUGUCGCCCGAAUCCUGCACGGGAUAAGCAGUCCCUGUUUUCCUGCUCAAGUUUACGGCAGAGAUAGACGCUACUGGAGGAAGUACAUCCAGUUUGACUUCAACCAGAUAAUCAGACUCGCCACCCAGGAGAUCAUCCGCUUUAAGUGACCCUCCCAACAUGCACAUGAGCACACAGCAGCAUGCACAUACACAGGUCGGCACACAAACACACAUGUGACUUACUCACAUUCCUGAGGUGUGCCUUUUAGCCAAAAACACCUGGUUUGUUUUUUAAUCACUUUUCUCAAGUCAGCUGAUUUAUUCUGAGGUGAUUUCUACAUAGCUGUGUUAUAUUUAAAAUAUUUUUUGUACACUAAUUAAAUAAAUGAUCUCUAUUUUUCUAA
Messenger RNA from Labrus mixtus (cuckoo wrasse), 5211 nucleotides. It is a transcript of the gene recql4, whose product is annotated as RecQ helicase-like 4. Gene Ontology annotation, molecular function: zinc ion binding; nucleic acid binding; 3'-5' DNA helicase activity. The record is from RefSeq and is a predicted model, not a curated record. Bases 188 to 4975 code for a protein of 1595 amino acids. Gene Ontology annotation, biological process: DNA replication; double-strand break repair via homologous recombination; telomere maintenance. The transcript has 28 exons. Gene Ontology annotation, cellular component: chromosome; cytoplasm; nucleus. Lineage: Eukaryota; Metazoa; Chordata; Actinopteri; Labriformes; Labridae.